AUGUCCGCUCCCAGCACUGCAUCGUCGAGCCCGCCUGCAACUAGCCCUGGUGGCCAAGAUAUCGAUUGCAGGUGGAACGCAGACGAUGGCUUGGAUGCUGGACACUACGGCAACCCAGUACAUGUAUCGAGCAGCCACGAACGUGACGAUCAACCGAGGGCCAGGGAGACUGGACUAAGGGCACAAAGUGAUGUUGCUGGUGACCCAGAUAUGAUGACAGAAAGCAACAUAAGACUGGCUGGAAAUGACGGAGGAAAUGAGGAUAGAGAUGAUCUCGAAGUGUCUGUUACACAUCAAUAUAUCUCCGCUGGAUCGGCGAACCAAGAAGAAACAACAGCAGCACAGAAUAGUUCGAGCUUCGGACGGCAAGUACUACCGAGCCACCCAGCCAGAGACCGCAAAAGACGCUUGACCAGCUCAAGCAACCACGAUCGAUUGCAACGCGCACGCUCCGGAGACUUGGCGAACUUGAACACCCAAUCCUUGUUACCUCAGCGAUCAGUCUCCAUGGUCAUUCCAACAAGGGGAAAGUACGGUUUGAAUGGCCCAGGGUCAACAUAUGCAACAGCCAUUGAUAUCACCUCCUCGCCUCCAGAUGCUGGUCCAUCUGCCAGCCGCCGAAACGCUGAUUCGCCUUCUAUAACAGAGUCAGCAAGCUCUCGAGGCAGUGGCCAAGGCCGGUCUGAUACACGCAUACUUUGGGAAUCAGACUCUGGGUCUGGCGCGCUCCCUCCGUCCACUUCGUCGGCGAUCCAUCCUCCACAGGCUCUCAGAGCUUCCCAGGAAGAAGGAGAAAUGGAGACGAGUUUGCCGCGAUGGCAGCCCGAUGCGGAGGUGACGAAUUGCCCAAUCUGUGGGGUGGUGUUUAGCUUUUGGUAUCGAAAACAUCACUGCAGGAAGUGUGGUCGGGUUGUUUGUGCCUCUUGCUCCCCUCACCGAAUCACCAUCCCCAGGCAGUAUAUUGUCCGCCCGCCUGAGUCCUCGCACAUCUAUGAACACUCUCCCACGCCACCGCGUCAAAUCGUUGAUCUGACCGAAGAGGAUCCAAUUGAAUUACCAUCGACCCUUAAUCCUGCUCUCGGUGGCGGAGAAGAAGUGCGCCUCUGCAAUCCAUGCGUACCAGAUCCGAACCCCAACCCACUGGGUUAUGGGCGGACGCGAGGCCAUCGCCCUUCCCAUUCUUUGCCAUCCGGUAUGGGCAACCGCUUCUCUAGCGAUUCGGAUGAGAGCUCCGCGAACCGACAAGCUCCCCGGCACUACAGUCCUGAGUUCCUGCGGGCUAUGGGUAACAAUGGGCGGCGGAGCCUCCGCGAGGAAGAGGCCGACUACGAAUCUCCCCUCGAUCUGACCACCUCCCAUCAGCGCUCGGCUCCAUGCGAGCAGGAUCUAUGUCCUAUCUGCGGGCGAAGAUUCCCUGCCAUCAGCCAAGAGCAGCCGAUAGAGGCACGCGAGGCGCACAUUCGGCAGUGCAUCGACAAUUACGGUGCCCCGGCUGCAGCGCAACCCGUUUUCUCCGCGCGCCGGGGCCCGGCACCGCCUCCGCCUCCGCCACCAGUGUCUCGAAUGCUGGAGUUCACCGCCACGGAGAAGGAUUGCAUCGGCGAGGAUGGAGGUCCCGCCGAGUGCACCAUCUGUAUGGUGGACUACGAGGGUGGAGAUUUGUUGGUCCGCUUGGAGUGCUUAUGCAAGUUCCAUAAGCACUGCAUUCUGGACUGGUUCGUGCACAAGAUGGAGUGCCCAGUGCACAAGGUGGCAUAG
Messenger RNA from Penicillium pulvis, 1758 nucleotides. Its product is annotated as phosphatidylinositol-3-phosphate-binding ubiquitin-protein ligase. The transcript has 3 exons. Bases 1 to 1758 code for a protein of 585 amino acids. The record is from RefSeq and is a predicted model, not a curated record. NCBI's taxonomy places the organism in Eukaryota, Fungi, Ascomycota, Eurotiomycetes, Eurotiales, Aspergillaceae. Gene Ontology annotation, molecular function: metal ion binding.